AUGAUUUACCCAAGAUAUACCCGCAUUUUCCUAACUCCGAUUCUAUGUGGGUUUGUCAUUUGCUACUACCUUUUCAUCUUGAGACCGCAGUUUGCGGGCGAGUGGUCUAUGAGUCAGAAGGCGACGACAAUACACCCAGGUCAUUCAGGAUACUUCUGGGCGCAAUACCCCCAAAAAUAUCCAGUUCGAGAGCCAGUAUCUAUUCCUCCAGCCGUCCGGGGAAGCAUCCCUGCGGUCCAGCAUCGUUUCCCUCAUGAAAAGGCCGCAGCUCGCAAGGUUCGUAUGGCGCGCUUGGAGGCUGUCAAAGGAAACUUUACGCAUGCCUGGACGGGAUACAAGGAUCAUGCGUGGAUGAGCGACGAGGUUGCGCCAGUCUCUGGGCAUGGGCUUAAUCCCUUUGGCGGGUGGGCUGCAACUCUUGUGGAUUCGUUAGAUACACUAUGGAUAAUGGGUCUCCAGGACGACUUCGAGCAAGCCGUCACAGCCGUCGCGGACCUCAAUUUUACACAGUCCUCCCUACAGGAAAUCAACGUAUUUGAAACGACAAUCCGAUACCUGGGCGGUUUCCUAGGCGCCUACGACAUUAGCGACCACAAAUACCCCAUAUUACUCGACAAGGCUAUUGAAGUCGGCCAAAUGCUCUACGCCGCAUUCGACACCCCAAACAGAAUGCCGAUUAUGCGCUGGAAAAUCAACGACGCGGCAGCAGCAGCAGCGCAGGGCGUCGGCGGCGCAGGAGGUUUGCAAGAGGCUGGAGACAGUGUACUUGUGGCAGAGAUUGGCUCGCUCACGCUCGAGUUUACUCGUCUGAAUCAGCUAUCGCAGGACAAUCGCUAUUACGACGCCAUACAGCGGAUUAUGGAUGUGUUUGAUGCGCAGCAGAGCGGGACCAAGGUCCCGGGCUUGUGGCCUGUGGUGGUUAAUGCAAGGACUAUGGAUUUUCGUAGUUCUUCCAUGUUUACGAUUGGCGGAAUGGCUGAUUCUCUCUAUGAGUAUCUUCCAAAGCAACAUGUCCUCCUUGGAGGAGCCUCUCAGCAGUAUUCAAAACUGUACAGCCAAGCGCUCGACGCGAUGAAAUCUCACAUAUUCUUCCGCCCCAUGACUCCCACUGACGCCGACGUGCUGUUCCCCGGCGAUAUCUCAUCAAAUGGCCAGAUUCCGCUAUCCCAGCUCAAGAUCGAGCCAAGAGCGCAGCACUUGGGCUGUUUUGCAGGCGGCAUGGUCGCCCUCGGAGCAAAAGUGUUUGGGCAGCCAGAUGACUUGCAAGUAGCACAACAGCUGGUCGACGGCUGUAUUUGGGGGUAUGAAAAUGGACAUUUGGGUAUCAUGCCGGAAAUUAUGCACAUGACUGUCUGUGAGGAUCAGACGCAGUGUUCUUGGGAUGAAAACAAGUGGCAGCAGGAAGUGGAAAAGGCGUUUCCAAGCGACGGUGAUUAUGUACAAGCAACGAUCGGGGCGAAGAACCUGCCUCGCGGGGUGUCUAAAGUUGAUGAUCCACGAUAUCUGCUGAGACCAGAAACAAUCGAAUCCAUAUUCAUCAUGUACCGCAUCACCGGCAACCCGCGGCUUGUCGAGACAGCAUGGGGCAUGUUCAACACCAUCAUCCAGCACACCACGACAGAAAUCGCACACACGGGUCUCAGAGACUGCACGGUCGAUAAUCCCCCCAAGUCAGACAGCAUGGAAUCGUUUUGGCUGGCCGAGACGCUCAAGUAUUUUUACCUGAUGUUUGCAGAGCCGGAUGUGUCCUUUGUGUUUGUCGAGGACAAGAGCAGAAAAUACGACUUUGUCGACAACGAAAACCCCAAUUGGACGUCCAAAUCGUCGCUGGUCGACCGGCAGAAACUGCAGCAGGGCGAUGAGUCGCAGCUGCGUAUGGCGUGCAAGCUGUUGAGCGACAGGAUUGACCGGGGAGAGAUUGCGCCGGGGAAUACAACAGCAGCAGCAACAACAACAACAACAACAAACAAGAAUACAACAAAUAAGAAUACAAUAGAUAAGAAAACGACAACGACAGACGAGUCGUUGCGGCACUACAACACUACAGACAGCACAGAAGAAAAUGCCAGAGAGACACAGUCGAUGCCGGUGAUUAGCGAGAUGCUGCGCGGUCUUGAAACAAAACCCGGGGAACCGGAAAUCACAGUAAUCCCACAACAACAAGAAACCACAACCAGAGACCAGCAAAAGACAGCAAAACUAAUCACGCAAAUUCCAAACAACGACGACGACAACGCGCCCCAGCAUAUCGAAGAAUACGACCCUCUAAGCGCCAUCGCAACCGCGCCCGACGACGCCGUCUCGCUCGAUCACCGAAAAACCGGCCUCAUGCGCCGCAUCUCAUUUUUCGCAUUUGGAAAGCGCAAAACGAGCGAAAGUGCUCUGGGACAUUAUCAUCAGCAUAAUAAAGGCGCGGUGGCCGUGCAGUGA
Messenger RNA from Talaromyces rugulosus, 2430 nucleotides. RefSeq lists its product as uncharacterized. NCBI's taxonomy places the organism in Eukaryota, Fungi, Ascomycota, Eurotiomycetes, Eurotiales, Trichocomaceae. Gene Ontology annotation, molecular function: mannosyl-oligosaccharide 1,2-alpha-mannosidase activity; calcium ion binding. Bases 1 to 2430 code for a protein of 809 amino acids. The record is from RefSeq and is a predicted model, not a curated record. The transcript has 5 exons. Gene Ontology annotation, cellular component: endoplasmic reticulum; Golgi membrane. Gene Ontology annotation, biological process: carbohydrate metabolic process; N-glycan processing.